GCCACAUGCAGGCCAGUCCUCCCUUUUUUUCUGAUGCUAUUUUUCUGAGGGGUUUUUUUUCUCCUGUUAAAUUACUACAAUCAUUUUUAAAUCUUGCUGUGGAGUUUUUUUUUCACCCCUCGUUUUUUUUUUCGUUUUUUUUUCAUAUUCAUUUUGCUUAACGGACUUCUAAUCUCAAAAACUAUGCAUUGCACUUUGUGCAGAUUUUGCCUACAUCGUCUAAAAUUUGCAUGUAAAUUUAUUUUUACUUGCUUUGAUGGGACCCCGACGGGUCUUUAAUAAAAUAAUUGAAUUGAAUUGAAUUGAAUCUUGACUGCACGAAGUCUUUCCAUUGUGUUUUUCAGCCUUGUUGCACUGCAGUGUUGGAUUCAUGUUUCUCUGUAUACAAACACCGGGAUCCUUUCUGCGAAGAUUCCGCGGGGAGUCUUAUAUCUCUCAGGUGAUAUGUUUUUAGGCUCUCAUUUGAAUGAGAGUUGGUUGGACGCAGAUGAAGGACGGCACACUUCUGCACAUUGAAAUUUAGAAGCCAUUUCUCCGACCAUGCUUGCGAUCGAUGCAGAUUGUUUUUAUGGUCCUCUGAUUGUAAGGACUAUUAGUGACUUGCUAGAGCUUAGCGUCGUCGACAAACAUUAUUUUGCCACAGACGAGUUCCUGAAGGCUGUCAUCAGCAUAAAGGAUGAAGAGCAAUGGUCCCAGAGCAGAACCCUGAGGCAAACCACUAGUUACGCUCACCCAGUUUGACAUAUCAUCUACGAUACAGACACGUUGUUUCCGACCAAUCAGAAACGCCCUAAUCCAGUCCAGAAGAUCGUCCCGGAUGCCGAUGGCGCUCAAUUUAUGAAGAAGGCAUUGGUGUGGGACAGUGUCGAAUGAUUUGCGGAAAUCGAUUUACAUGACAUCAACCCCAAAACCCUCUUCUAAAGCCUUAGUUCAGACCUCCAGACUAGGCAGCAGACUUGAGCGGCAGGAACAUCCUCUCCGGAAGCCAUAUUGGAAAUCCUGCAAGAUGCUAUUUUCUUCACAAAAUUGCUGUAUAGCGCUCUUUAUUAGAGCUUUAAUCGUAUUGCAUGAGAGGCAAGUUAAGCUAAUAGGCCUGAAGCUGCUUGCUGCCAUCCUGCUAGCUCCCUUAUGUAAGCAAACGAGGUUAGUUGUCUUCCACUGUGAUGGCAACCUUCCUGUUCUCAUUGACAGUCCAAAUAGAGUCGAAAGAGGCUUUCACAGCUCCGUUGAUAGCUCCUUAAGUAUCAGCCCAGGAAUUCCGUCGGGUCCAGGAGACUUAUCUGGUUUUAUUUGAGUGAGGACGCGUCUUACUUCGACAGAAAAGGCAACGGUUUCAGUGACGGGAGUACCUUGGCGCAUUUAGAACUCCCGGCUGGCUUGGCCAAUUUCAAACUGCGGAUUGUCUUCUGAGGACUCCUCCGUAGGAACCGGUUGAACAAAAUGAGAGAGCAGUUGCGCAUUCUGUGGCCCUUCGACUAACAAGUUUCCGAGGCCAUCCUUUAGACGCGCAAUUUCGUCCCUAUGUUUCCUCCUACUGCGGAUGUACCCGUAAAACUUCUUGGGACAUGUAAUGGAUUCUGCUAUCAGUCGGCGCUCGGAUGAAGUUCUAGCAACCUGUAUUUGUUUGCGGUAUUUCAUUUAAUUUAAUUUAAUUUAUUAUUAAAUGCCAGUUUACAGGCAUUGUCAAGGGAAGCGAUUAAACACAAAUCCGACCAGCAGUGAGAAAAAAACUCCUAAGGAAUAAAAAUAUAGUUGAUGGUGGUUUUUAUGGUUUGGAGGGUUUGGAGGGUUCAGGAGAAAAAAAAACUGCUGGCGGUAGAUUUUCGACCGUCAAGAAGGGGGGAGGGGGUUACACGGUAUCGGACAUUAUCGGACAUCAAUUCCUUUCAUGAAGUUGGGGAUAGCCAAAGUAAAGGCGUUGAGGAACAGCUGGUGAGACCGGCCAUAGUGUUCAGAGACCACAAACGCCAUCGCUACGGUAGAGUCCAUCAGUGGAUUCAGCACCCAAAAUUUGAGGAAGCUUUUCUGAAUGCAAAAAUCGAGUAAUAGUUCUCUUAAAUAAAGGAUAAUUUUGCAGAGUUUUCACACUCAUGGGUAGUUUAUUCCAAAUAGCAAUUGCAUUCACAGAAUAGAACCGAACAUAUAUUUAGCAGUACGUGCCAGAGGCAGAAAUAAGAAGACCUCACGGUGACUGUUACGUCGUGGGUGGACAUGGUGCCUUAAAGAGGUGAGUGGAUGAAAUGUGUGAUUAUAUAAGAGUUUAAAUAGCAAAAAUAGUCCCUUUUGUAAUCUACGGAACCAUAAAGGAUCGAGGCCUGUAAGCCGGCAACGUUCUUGGUAAGACAACUGUCGGUGUUCCGCGGCUAAAAUUCUCUUGGUAAAAAAGUGUUGAAUGGAUUCUAUUUUCUUCCGCUCAGUAGCACGCAUGAGGCUAAAUGAAAACGAACAGUAUUCCAGACCAGGUCUAACGAACAUGUUGAAAAGGCGCAUUCUAAUGUCCCUAGUUUUAAAAUUUCGGAGGAUAAACCCGAUCGUUCUACGUGCUUUGGAGACUAUCAAGGCACAGUGCUCCGAGAGAUUGAGACUCUUGGAGUAUGAUACGCCCAAAUCCUUUAUAACCCCUGGCACAUUUAUUGCGUGACCUUCAAUACUUAGUUGAGGUUGGCGGUCGUCGCCAACCACCAUGACUGAGCACUUAUGCCAAGAAAGAGAAAGGCGCCAUGUGCGGCACCACUGGGCGAAAGCCUGUAGAUCGCUCUUUAGGAGCUCAAGCACGAUGUCAUAAUCUGCCGGCUUAUAUCGAUAUGCAACUUUAAGAUCAUCGGCAUACAUGAAAGGCUUACCAUUCUGAAAUAAAUCGGGUACAUCAUUAACGAAAAGGCAAAAUAAAAGCGGGCCGAAUACACUACCCUGAAUGAUUCCACUCCUCACACGUGUGGGGUUGGAGAUGGUAUUGGAAAUCUUAACUCGUUGUGUACGAGUGCCCAGGUAAGAGGAUAUAAAAUUCAAAAGUUUGCCACCUAUUCCGAAAGAGGACAAUUUCAAGAGGAGAAGAGCAUGGUCAACACGAUCAAAUCUGUAGUGAAAUCGAAAUAUACAGUGUAAAGUGCAAAACCAUUGUCCCUAGAUCGGAGAACAUAGUCAAAGAAAGAUAGAUAGAUAGAUAAUUUUUUAUUAAACACCCGUCGGGAUCCCAUCAAAGCAAGUUAAAAUAAAUUUACAUGCGAGUUUUAGACGAGGUAGGCCGAAUCCUUACAAAAUGCAAUUCAUAGUUUCUGAAUUAGUAGUCCAUGGAGAAACAUGAUGAUUGAGGAGUGAAAAAAAACUCCUUAAAAAAAGUUAAAAAUGAUUGGAUUAAUUUUACAGGGGAAAAAACCCUCAAUAAAUAUAAUGACAGAAAAAAGCGAGCAGGACUGGCCUGUAGGUGGUGGUAUAUAACGGAAUGUUGUCGGUCAUCGACAGGGUAGCAAUAAAUCUCAGCCUUGAGGGGUACGAAUGUGGGUCAGAUAGGACUGGCUUGCAUAUGGCAUUGUAUACGGGAUUCACAAUUGAGAUCGUCUGGGUCGGAUUGAUACGCCGCGUCAAAGAGGCCAGACGAGAGGAACUCAGAUGCGAUCGGCCACAGCAAGCUUCCAGCUCAGCCGAGCAGUGGGGAAGGGAGGUACGACCGAACUACUAGUAGACAGUGAAUACUGAGGGUUCCGCCGUGAGCGCCGACAGACCGCAUGAGGUCGGAAUUCGGGAGGUGACAUCCAAAACCGCGAAAAUUGUCGCUAUGGGGGAGGAGUGAUAGCAGCGGGUUUAGAAACCAAUGCAAAACAGGGGUUUCUAAUGAUAUAAUUAAGAGUUACCACUUGAUCUACCACUAAAUCCCAGGAGGACCCUUCUCGAAGUCAAGAAUCUGAGUGUUCGGGAAGGAGACCGUUAACAGGGCCUUUAUGCUUUCCGGUGUAAGAUGUUUGCGCAAUUUCGACUUGAAUACCAGUAACUUAGGCGAUAAUCUAAUUUCAGGCGGAAGAUUAUUCCAAAGGAAGGCAUAUUUGAAAGCAAAGAAGAGGGAGCGCUUAGAUGUAGUACAAAGAGGCGGCGGAAUCACCAUGCAAGAGGUGCGCGUGGCAUAAGACCGAUCUCUCGGAGUGAGAGUAUCGAUGAGCGAAAGAUUGGAGCUAGAAUUGAUGCGAAAAGGGAGCAAAGGCCAGAUUCGAGUCUUCUUACCCACAAAAAUUUAAUGUUCGCCAGCUGACAUCUCUGAGAAUAAGAAAUACUGGACGAAGCUUCAGGGAACAGAUUCCGGGUGAAAACCCUCUGAACAUUUUCGAUUUUAUUACGGUCGCAGGCGUUCAUUAAACCGAAGAAAGGACAGCAAUAUUCGAGGACUGGAAGAACAAACAUUUGAUAAAGUCUUAGCUUCAUUUCCGGAAGGAAAAAAUUAUGCGAUAUGAAUCCACAUAUCUGCGCGGCUUUGGCAGAGAUUCUAUCUGCAUGAGGUGAUAAGGCAAGUUUAUUUGUAUAAGUUAGACCUAGGUCCUUUAUGGUGAGGCAUUCUGAGAGUGGGUUAUUCUGAAAAAUUAUGGGACCAGGAAGUUUGGUAGGACCAAAAGACAUGAAAUUACACUUGAGUGAUGAAAACUCCAUCUGCCAUGUCCAACCCCAUCUGCUUAAGCGUAGUAAAUCGGCAUUAAUUUUUUCAACACAAACAUUUGCGGUGUCCAUAGAGUAUGAGUAAACACACUUGAGGUCAUCGGCAUAAGUAAAAGUUUGCGAAUUUCCGAGUCCAGUCGAAAUAUCAUUGAUGUACAGAAGAAAGAGUAGCGGACCCAGAACCGUGCCUCGAAGUACGCCACUCGUGAUCGGGUGGGGUGUCGAGUAGCUAUUACCGACCAUGACUUUCUGAUAUCGGUUGAACAGAUAUGACCUGAUGAAGUCGAGUAGAGACGGCCGGAUGCCGAGAGCUUCCAAUUUCACUAAAAGACGUCUAUGGGGCACCUUGUCAAAGGCUUUGCUAAGAUCAAAGUAAAUAACUACCACUGACUGCCGUUCACUACGAAGAGAAGUGAUUAGAUUAAGAAAAGCCAAGUGACAUGUUUUGCAGGAUCGUUCAGGUAAAAAUCCAUGCUGACUAGAGCUCAGAAGCCGAUUAGUUAGACAGAAGUCAAGAAUUUCAUUGAAAAUAAUCCUUUCAAGAAGUUUUGCUAGAGACGGCGUUUUGUGCAUGCGCCGAUAGUUAUUAACAUCGGACCGAGAUCCUGACUUGAAGACGGUAAUGAUUGUUGACGUUUUCCAUGUUUCAGGAAAGAAUCCUUUUGAAAUAUAAACCGAGAAUAAAUGACUGAGCAAUAUGGGAAAGUCGGACGCUUGUUUAAUAAUCGAAUUUGGAAUCCCGUCCGUUCCUGAGCAGUGUGAGUAUUUCAAACGGCUUAUGUGUUUCUUAAUGAGAUCUGAGGAGACAUCAAUUGUACUAAGUGUCCUGUCUGAAAGUGAUUGAAAGAAAGGCACCGGAUCGGACUCGGUAGCAAGGUGUUUUGCAAAGAAAGCACUAAACAACUCCGCCUUGUCAGUGUCAUCGGUGAGGAAGACUUUGUUAUCAUUUAGCAGGGGUGGAAGUUCAUGACCACGCUUAGAGGAGGACCGAUGACGGAAGAUGUUAGCGACCGAUUUGCCAGGGUUCGAACCACUGAGAUCAAUUGAUUCUCUUUGCCUGUCGCGCGCUUGGCGCAUCCUUGAGGCCAUCUCAAAAAUCUCUGUGAUUCUAAGAUGAACUGAUACAGAACUAGUGGGUAGGUCACGCAGUUGUCGCCUCAACUUAUUUAGUCUAUUCUGAAGAAAAUGAGGAACAAGGGAAUCUAAAGAAUUAGGCUUGAGAUAUCUACGCGGCACAAACUCUAGAAUGUCCUUGGAAACAUUGGACGUGACAUCACGAAGAAUGGUUGCAUCGCUACAAGUGAGGAAGCCACACCAAUCCAAGGAUCGCAUAUAGUUAUUUAUUAAGUCGCUAUCUACGCAGUCGUAGUUCAUGUAAGUCCGAACGGCGCUUGUCUUUUUUGAAAAGGCAAGCGGUAAGCAACAAUGAAUUAAUACGUGGUCACUGUCAAAGAGGUCCUUUUUAAAGCAACAGAAAGAGGAGCAAUGUCAUUGGUAAAGAUUAGAUCUAAAAUGUGAUUAUCUCUUGUUGGAGCGCGCACCAGUUGGGACCAAUUAGAAAAAUUGACAAUAUCUUGAAAGGGCUGGAAUCUGGGUGGAGAGCUAUUGGAAACCCAGUCUUUUUCAGGGAGGUUAAAAUCCCCAGUGAUUAUUUUAACAUCGAAAGCAGCUUCCGAAAUUAAUUUAAAGAUUUCACAGAGUUGAGAAUCAUCACUGGCUAAAGAAUUUGGAGGAUUGUAGAUACAGCCAAUAAUUGCCUUUCUUUGCGGUGAGAGAAUAACAGAUGCAAAGCAGAAGUUUCCCGUGAAUGAGGAAACAUCCAAGUAAUAGGGAGAGUGCUUUAGGUAGGAUUUAAGAUAAAGAAGACAACCACCCCCACGCCUAGUCGUGCGGUCUUGGCGGUAAAAAUCGAAGUCAUCUAUGAGAAGGGCAGAGUCAGGAAUUAGAUAAUGGGUCCAAGAUUCUGUUACACAUAUAAUAUCAGGCGUAAUUUCCAGAGCAAUGGCUCUGAUUUGGACCAUCUUGUUUAUAACUGACCUGGCAUUCAAUAAUAUAAUAUCUAAUGUGUUUCGAACGGCAAUGCUAUGUUCGACGGUAUUUUAAAAAAAUUGGAGGUGGAUAUGUAAGCUGUGAAUUAAUGACACUUGGAGAAUAAGUGCCAGUUAAGCUAGAGUUAUUGACGUACGGGGAGUCAGCAAGAGAAGGCUGAGUAUGAGACCUAAAGGAUGUAGGGAUAUAGUUUUCAAACAUUGGAAUGCUAGGGGAGUUAGAACAUGGAUAGACUUGUUGGUAGUUAAAUAGUGGAGGACGGGGAGGAGAAGGGAGGCUAGAAGAAAAGUAGGGGCUAGUGGGUGAGGGUAGGUCGCUAUUAGAAUGAAGGUGUGAGAAACUAGGUCUAGGUUGGAAGUCAAAGGAGAAAGGUUGACGUACCUGAGAGCAAUUGGCCUAAAGUGGUGGGAAGCCUGAACUAGGUUGGGGCAUAAAUGAUUUAGGGCAAUUCAUGUAUGAAUUAUUUGCUGGAUAUAUAGUAGGGCUUUGAUAAGUAACCGGUACGCAGGACAGAGAAUUAUUCGGGGAUAUAAUUGGAGCUGCGGGGUUUGUAGACGUGCUGGACUGAACAGACUUGUUAGAUAUAAGAGAAGGCGUCGUACCCUUAAACGGAACUGUACUACCUAUCAUUUGGGUCGGAGUCUGAUUCAAUUUUCGAGUCUCACCGUUCUGACGCCAAGCCACUGGUGACUUAACUGUAGACCUUACAGCACCCAGUUGGACAACAGAAGUUAUCGGUCUAGCUGAUGUAGACGGAUUUUCAUGUGUCUCAGCGGGACUAUCCGGAGGAUACGAAACGACAAAUGGGGAUGCUGCUGCUGCUGCCGCUGCUGCUGCUCCUGCUGCUGCUGCUGCUGUUGCUGCUGCUGCUGCUGCUGCUGCUGCUGCUACUGCUGCUGCUGCUGCUGCUGCUGCUGCUGCUGCUGCUGCUGCUGCUGCUGCUGCUGCUGCUGCUGCUGCUGCUGCUGCUGCUGCUGCUGCUGCUGCUGCUGCUGCUGCUGCUGCUGCUGCUGCUGCUGCUGCUGCUGCUGCAAGUUUAGGGGCAGGCAAAUGAGUCAAGUGGCUUGAGUGAGAUGGAGAUGAAGGAGAAAGAGGAAGGAGGGAGUCAGAUGUCGCAGGAGUAGGAGAAGCUGAAUCCUUACGGCCACUUGUAUUAUGACCGAGUUGGGGAGCAUUAAACUGAGAAGCAGUGGGUUUACGUGAGAAUAGAGACCCGAUUCUACGCUGCAUAGGAGUAAGAUCAUGACAAAGGAAAAAUUUUGCCUUUUCUAGGUACGCAGUGACACGCCCUCGAUGGGUAAAGAUUGUGUCAACCUCGAUUGAUGAAAAAAAUUUGACUAAGAUGGGUGGAUUUUUGCUACGGGCGGACAGGCGUUUGGCAUCGGCUAUUUUGUUGUUGAAACCACAUGAAUACAGGAAAUUGGUCGCAACAUCAAUUGGCCGAGCAGAUCGAGGAACAUUUUUUAGCAGAAAGUUGUAAGAACGCUUCUGUCUAUCACUAGAUUAACUGGCGAUCAGGUGAAAAAGUGAGUCGAGACGCCUGCAUUCUUCAGAGGGAAUAUCGGAGAUGUUCCCGUCGAAUAAAUGUCCAAGAAUUGUCAGCAAAGAGCCAAACUUUAGCAUAAAGUCAUUGCAGUGGUCAAGUGCAGACAUAUCAAGCUGCCGACCAAUUACAACGGGUAACGACUGACUAGUAAUAUCAUCUGACUUAGAUUUAGGUAAAGCUUCUGACUUACGUUUAGUUAGGCCGUGCUUACUUACAAGAGCCGAGAGCUUACGUCAACCAGUGACUUUUGGUCUCAUCUUGUCUUGAUGCAAUUUGUGAUUAAGAAAACUUCUGGCAGACAAGUUGACUGAAUUUCAGCUAGGGGCUAACGACAGUUAGAGCGAAAUCGGAUGCACAAAAUGAGAAUUGCAGAGUGCGAUUAGUGAACAACGGGCAUAGACUAGCAGAACUCAAAAGGAGAUGGCAGCAGGCAGUUCUUAGAGAAGAGGCCUGUAUUUAAGGAAAUUCAACCAAAAAACAGGUACUAAAAUCGUUAGGUCUCACAGAAAAACCACUUAAAAUAAUAUCCUCCACUUAUCUUCAAAUUUAAAACCAGCGGCUUGACCUUAAAAUAAUAUCCUCCACUUAUCUUCAAAUUUACAGUUGACAGGUGUCACAAGAUCGAGUUUUGAGGAAUCUAUGCUGAGCAGCACUCAGUAGGUUAUUCACUGUUAAGUGACACAUCAUCUUAUCCUUGAUCAAUGUCUCUAAGAUCUUCGAAACUGCGGGGAGGGUGUUUAUUGGCCGAAAGUCAUCAAAUGAUGUAGAUUUGUCGUGCUUUUGAAUGGGCAAAAUGUGUGAUUCCUUCCACAAGGUAGGGUAAGUUUCACUUUCAAGAGCAAGAUUAAAUAUCUUGCAUAAGAGGGAUGGGAAGAUCGUGUUUGCAUCGGCUUUUAAAAUGUUUACUGGGACACCAUCAGGUCCUGGACUAUAAGAUUGACGAAAACGCCGAAUCGCAACAGUCACAUCCCACAGAGUGAAAGUUAUCGUUUCUAGAACUGCCCCGGUCAAUGACUGGAUGGUCGGAAGCGGAGUGGUCGAGUCUUCAAUGAACGUUUUGGACAGGAAAUCAUUGAAGCUAUCAGCGGUUAAUUGGGCAUCAACUAUGGGAUUUCCGAGAGCGUCUCGGAGGAUGGGAUGCUGCGAAAUUCGGGGAGUUCGUAUUUUUCUAGAGAAAAGUUUCGAGACAUUUAACGAAUGGUUUUCGGUAAACUGGACCUCUUCGGUUAGCUGUUUUUCUUCAGACAAUCUCUUAGCUCGAUCAAAAAUAUCACGAAUCAAGGGCAGUAGAGAAACAUCGUUCUGAAGAUGGAAACGACGAUAAAGCCUGCGCAAUCUGCGGGGAAAGGGUAAGGGUAGGAAAACCCCAGCCCCAACAUUAAUAAUUUUCUUACGGGGGACAAAACAAGAAAUAAGCGGAUCCAAAAUUUCGUACAGAUUUGCAGUGCAAAAAUUUACAUCCGAACUAAGGAAGAAAUCAGUCCAGUCUUAGGAAUUAAGCUGUGUUAAUAAUUCGGUUGAACGAGCUGAUCGGAAAUUGCGGAAAAAGCUAUACUUUGGGGACGACGUUUUGUCAGCCUCGAAUUCCAACGUUGAAACAACUAUGUCAUGGUCUGAGCCCCCGAGUGGGCCCUAGGGAUGACACUGACGAUGGCAAACAGCCUCUACAGAAAAUUAAGUCAAGUAUACUUGAGCCUCGGGUGGGAAAAUCAACAACCUGAGUCCACAUCCCGACAUCCACAGCCUCAAGAAAGUCAUCGAACCUUCUUGGGCCGGAAGGCGGAGACCAGCGGACUUCGGGGAGAUUAAAGUCACCCGCAACCAAUUGACACUGAAAGCUUGAGUCGGCCGCAGCAUGAAAUGCCUGUGAGAGUAAACGAUCAAAAUUGUCGUUGGCGUUGGGCGGGCGAUAGACACAGCCAACAAGUAAGGAGAACUCAUUUUUUAGUGUAACCUGGAGCCAGCAGCUGCCUUCUACUGCGGAAAAAUGCGGGAGGUCCAACGGCAAAAAUGUAAGUGUUUGCUUAACGUAGACGCAGCUGCCCCCACCACGGCUAUCUUGGCGAUCGUUUCUGAUGCAAUUAUAGCCUAGAAGCGAGAGUUCAGAGUCAGCUACUGAGGCUGAUGCCCACGUCUCAGUUACUAAAACAAUAUCAGGACAAUGGACGAACACCAGAGUCUGAAGCAAAGGCAUCUUAUUAAGCAAAGAUCUGGCAUUUAAAACAAAAAGUUUGAAGGGAAAGGCUGUUUGUUUCUGAGGGAGGUGGGCUACAUCGUCCAGUUCUGGGCUGUCCAUGGACCAAAUGGUCCGGAUGCAACCAUCCGGUUUUGCAAAAAAAUUUGUGGCAUCGAAAAAUUCUGACGUUGAUAAAAAGGUGUAGGACUUGGAGGAGGGAAUGACGGGCAGGUGAACUGGUGACCAUUGUUAGCUAACUUAUUUUCAGCUGGAAAUCCGCUGAGCAGAUACUGCAACGUAUUCCCGCCAGAACCAAACUGAGGAUUGGAUGAGUUAACUGAUUCAGUAUGGACAUUAUCAUGAGGAAAACAUUGGUAAAACGGCCGUGGAGAAAACAAGUUAGGGAGUGGAGGACGCAUUGUUUCCAUUGGAGCAAGAGUUUUAAUAAACGGCAGAAAAAUCGGCAUAUUCGGCCUAAAUGCCUCGAUAUGAGGGCUGGGGGGGGGGGGGCAGUUGCGAACCCGCUACGUUUUGAGUCGGGGUAUUUGAGGCACUGUUAGCCGAUUGUGGAGGAAACGAUUUUAUAAUGGUGCUGUAUUUAUUGGGUGUCCGAGUGGCUGAGACAGCAAAUGGAUUUGCCUUUGACUUAGACACAUGCUUAGGCUUACUAGGGGUUGCUGGGGGAGUUGAUAGAGGCGUGUUUAUACCAGGCGUGAUGGUGUGUUUAAAGAGCUCAGCAUUAAAAGUAGUCGAAUUCCCUACGGAAUUGACUAUGCCGUGAUGUGCAGAUGUCGCAGAUGGUGUUGUGGAGGACUUAUUCAGACUGACAGUAGGUGUCAUUAUCUUGGUACUGGUUUUUGACGAUUUAAAUUUAUUCAGUCUUCGCUGCAGGGGUGUGAGGUCUGGCGAAACGGAGCAGCGCCAUUUACGGCAGAAGUCUCUAGUUAUCUCCCUACUCGACAAGAUAAAAUCAACUUCUAUCAUGGAGAAAAGGGUAACUAGUAUCGGCGCAUUACAGCUAAGCGAGCGAAGUCGCUUAGCUUGUGCGACACUGAAACUCAAGCCACAACUUUGUAGGAACACGUGCGCUCCCUCCAUAGCAGAUAAGUGACCCGGAAUGUUUCGCAGUACGAAAUUAUGCUUGCGCUUAAUUCUUUCCUCAGUUUCCGAAUUUAAUACCCCAAUAAGUUUAAAAGCUUGUUCAAUUACGUUUUCCAGAAGUGCUGUUUAUGUCGCCAUAAAUCAACUGGUCGACUAUUUCGCCGGCUGAUGGCCUGCUACGACUAGUAGAGGCGUAUAUUUGGACGACUGAAGGAUCGAGAGGUUCUACAUGUACUAAAGGAUUUGUGAGUUAAUCAGAUCUGCGGACGGCGAAGGACAUACGCUGGCACCUACUAUGUCUUCGGUCACGAUUUUAGCACCCAGAGACGGUGGGGAGGCCGCAAGCUUUCACCGUUUAGAACGUGCUCUGCGGGGAAUUACAGACAGGAAAAGUUUUUCGUUACAGAAGAAGGGUCAACACGUUGCCAACGUACGGAAAAUCGCACUUAAUAGCAAGUGCUACUGUUACUUAACUACGAAAAAUAGUAGGGAAAGGAGUCAAUACAAAGGUUUUUUUUACAAAAUACGACUAUUUUGCCAGACUGUCAAAUAAAACUGGGAAAAAUUAUAUCUUGUAUUGAAAGGCGACUUUUAAAAGGGGCUUAAGUAAAAAAAACAGGCAUUAGUUGCUUAAGAAUAUCCAGAUAAAUGCAAAGCUUCACUUAUCUUUGAAACUGAGCUGCGCGCCUUGACCUUUCAUGACGUCUUAUAUUCGGCACAUGACAUUGUAUCUCGAAGAUGUACAUACUUUUUUACAGACUCUGUUUCUUCUUCACGGUCCUUUUUGUCGUCGGAUUGACCCACGGCGGUCGCGCACAUGGUCUCGUUAUUUUUAUUGGACAAAUGCAAUCAAUUAGACGUUCUAUAAUCCCACGAAAGUACUGCCAGAAUUCUUCGGAAUCUUCCAUUGCUGAUAGAAGCGAACAGGCGAGUCCCAGGUAGCAGUUCAGAAGAUGAAGAUGCGAUCACUGUCCCAGUGAUCGCAUCUUCAUCUUCUGGAAUCUUCCAUGUUGGCUAUCCAGAUUUUCUUCAGAAGAGUACGUCUCAUUGCGUUAACGCCCCUCUCUAAAUAUUUCUGCGCCUCUUGAUUUUUGGUUGUUGGUUCGAUAGGAGAGAGCACACACAGGUAAAAGCAAUAUGAUUAUUUAAACCGAGUGGAGGCUGUGGAUUCACAUCUCGUAUGACUCUUUCUUCUUUACUGAAAACAAGAUCUGAGCAGUUGGAUCGAUGUCCUUCUCUCAAUCUUGUUAGAAAUUUUAUGCGUUUAAUGAGGUAUUCAUUCAGAAAGAACUGUGGUAGCUUGUGGUCGAAUGACGUGGGCAGGGCAUUCGUUAAAGGAAUUUUUCCGUCUAUUCCUGGAGCGUUAGUCACCCAGAAGUAGUAGGUUCUACUGCCUACAUAACAACUUCAGUGCACUUAGUAAUUCCAUAUCGGUGAUUUCAUUCGAGCUGGGAGGCCAACAGACAACACAUAGGUUAAGUGUCGGCAAUUGUUUGAUACAUAACUUGCAUAAAAUUACAACAAAAUUUCGCCGUGUCACAUCGGAUGUUUCUCGUUGACAGCACGGAAUUUCAUUUGACACAUAAAUCGAUGUGCCUUUUCUACGGUGUAUGCCACCUCCUCUACGUCCGCCAGCAAUUCGUCCUUUCGCACACAAUACUGUUGACAAUAAUGCCCGAAAAUUUUAAACUGGACGUCUUGAGAAAAAAAUGGCGAGCCCAGAACGAAACAGUGGAAAACCUUCUGAAAUUGAGACUGGGGGGCGCGUUUAGAAAACUGUCACUUUCAAAAAAGUCAUCAGAAGAAAAAUUACGAAGGGAUAUGGAGGAGCAGUGCAGGCACAUCCUGAGGGUAGAACGAAACUAAAAACGUUAAUCAGCAAACGAAAACGAAACGUCUUUAUAAUGCGCUCCGGGAUGUUAGCUGGUGGCCGAUCUAGGGUGGGGUCUACAAUAGAGGGUGAGACCUCGACAUCUCUAUGGCCUAACGGAACCUUGGUAAGGGUUAGUGAUGAGCAAAAUAGAUGUGAUUUACAUCAUGCGCGUCAAUACGACCCCGAUUAUUUGUCUGGGAAUUGGAUUAGCUUUGACGUCUUACUUUUCGAGUGACACAAUGCAUGGGUUCACGAGAUAUCGGGACUAGUGGAACCACACACGGAUAGGGAACUGCGAGCGGGAUGAGGUGAUUUGGCAACGGCGGGGCCUAAAAUUCCCAGUGGCACCUUUUCAAAGUCACGGAGAAAUGUGGUCGUGAAGGAUGAGGAUAAUGAAAAGUUGAUGGACCCAGUAAUAAGAUAAAGACGCAGUCUUCUGCGAAAAGCAUAUAAACUUUCUGACGGUCUAAUAUCAAUUGGCAGGUUAUAACAAAGGAACUUAUGCCCGGGGGUAAAAGAAUAGAGAGCGUUUAAAUAUGGAAGGGAGGGGGUCUUAUGUGGACACUCUGGCGCCCUGGCUCCAUGAGGCGAUUGAACGAGCGUAGACAGACGAGGUUGUUCCUGGUGACUGGGGCUUAGGCAUCCUUGUACCUAUCCUCAAGAAGGGAGAUAAGAGGAGAUGCGAGAACUAACGCGGCAUAAGUCUCAUCGACGUCGCUGCGAAGAUUUUCGCUAUUGUCCUACUCAGGCGAUGCCAGGCUGUGUGUGACUCAAGGACGAGGCCCAACCAAGCCGGAUUUCGUGCUGGACGUGGAUGCGCAAACCAGAUAUUUACACUGAGGCGCAUUCUCGAAUUUCGCCAUAGCUACCAGCAACCGACGGCCGUCUGCUUCAUUGACUUUGCUGCCGCGUUCGCUUCUGUUCAGCGUGAGUCCCCGUGGCGGAUGAUGGCGAUAGAUGGUGUACCGGCAAAAAAUCCUCGCCAUGAUCAAGGCCUAUUAUCGCUCCACUACUGCGAGAGUCCUGGUCAGCAACAAUCUUUCUUAACCGUUCGGUAUUCGGUCUGGCGUCUGACAGGGUUGUAUCCUGUCACCCAUACUGUUCAACUAUGCUAUUGAUUGGAUCCUCGGGAGGGCCCUACGUGAGAGUGACGACGUUGAGUUUGCACCCGAACAUCGACUGACUGAUCUCGACAAUGCCGAUGAUAUCGCUUACUUGCUUCAAGUUUUGGUGAUCUAUGCUGUCACGGGUGAACGAGGUCGCUAAAUCGGUUGGUUUGUCCAUAAACGCUGGGAAGACCAAAGUGUUUUCAAGCUACAUUCCUGACCAGGAUAAGGCACCCCUCGGGAUUGAUGGCUGUCAACUUGAAGUAGUAGUAUACAGUUUUAAAUAACUCCGGGCGAGGCUACUGCCUAACGAACAGAGUAAGGACAAAAUUGUCUCCCGAAUCGAUGCUGCCCGCUGGGUUUUCUCAAGCCUUCGAAAAUGCCUAUGGCACCGACGUAACCUCUCCAUUGCCACUAAGAUUCACGUGUACCGUGCAUUUGUCCGGUCUGUCCUUCUCUACAGUUAUGAAUGCUGGGCUUUGCGCGUGGAGGACGAGCGAAAACUGAAGGUAUUUUACCACCACUGCUUGAGUAUCAUCCUUCGAGGGAAGUUCACCGCUUUCGUCUCAAAUUAGACAGUCCACGCUCGCUGCCACAACAUCGCAAGGACAACUCCGGCCAUCCAAGAAAGACGACUGAAGUAGUUCGGGCAUGUUAUUCGUCGUCCACCCCAGGAGCUCGGUGUUACUGCCUUCGAUGCGGCACCGUUGCCCCAUUGGAGGCGUCGAAGAGGGGGUCAGUUCAAAACCUGGCUCGACACAGUUCGUCAACACAUGGAGGUGGUUAUUGGACCUUCAGUAUUCGGUCUAUGUAGUUGGUGAAGAGAAUGGGUUGAGCUGUCCAGAUCUGCUGCCGCGGAUCGUCACGCGUGGAAAGAACAGUUCGGGACAUCAUCGAGGCCGGCUAUAUCAGGCAUGAUCGCAGCCGUAUCAAGUACAGGUAAGUAAAAGGGAGAUAUAUAAUACAAGCAGAAUUACGAAGGUUGUACGGACGACUUAUAAGGGGUAAGGCCUGAAAUCUGUGGAGGAUUUGGACUUUUGUUAAAGUGAAACAGGAGACUGAAGCCACCGUCUAGUCACCGAAUUCGCAAAUUUUUAGUUUAACUGGCAGGUCCAAACAACUAACCUGUUGCCCUCCUCGUUCGUUUGUUGGAACCUGAAAAUGCUUUGGAAAAUGCGUCUCAUACGCGGUCGUCGCAGUACAAUAUCCAAAAGCUGGCUCAGGAUAUCUCUUGCAUUUCACUCCACUGAAUGCUCAGUGUAUUGGCGUCGCCAAUGAGGAGGUGAAAAUGCCGACUAUACGUCUCAUUCAGGGCCGAGAACACGGGACAAACGCUAAUAUGCGUUUGUAGCGACUUGCAACAGUUAGCUUAAUAUUAGUAGUGAAGGUUAUUCAUCGCAAUGAAUAGCGAAAUCGGUCGCCGUCUUUAGCCAAGAUGGGAAUGGUGACUCAUAGCAGUGGGCCGAAGCUACUUCUUUAUUAAAAAACAGCAAUUUCCUGGUGACAACGACACAGAUAUUACGACAACACUGCGACGUAUUAGUAUGAAUGCGCAUAAAAACACCAGGAGUUCAGAAAUUUAGAAUAUGAAACAUACUUCCUAUGGCAAAGGCAUCGAAAAAAACAAAUAUAAAGCGACGCCUGCCAUAUCCCAACUAGAUUAUAAAACCAGCGACCUUUAUAAAAUUAUACCCGGCUCAGGAAGGUAAUGUCGGUUUAAGAUAAACUAGAUCUAGACGCUUGCAUAAAACAUACAAUAUUAUUUAGGCGCGCACCAUCUUUAACUUUGGGAUCUGGAACUCUGCUACCUUCGAACUCUGAGCACCGGUAAGCCCCUGAAUCCCGUUCCUGUUUUUCGCUCGGAUGGACGUGGCACUCGAUCUUACCCGUCAGAGUCGUGUGCAGAUGGUCUUUAGUUUCUGAAUUAUGCCCUUCCAGGAUCUCCAUCAUUUACGAACUCAGAUAAGCUGGAAAGUGAUCAGUACUUGUCUUUUUCCUUGAUCUAAGAGAACGUCAGCUCAUAUCUAACUUGUCGCAUUGUCCUUUGUUUGUUUGCUCUCGUGGCGUCGGCGGUUUCGUUUUCCCUCUUGGGUACUAUCCAUUUUUUCCUUACUUCCAACUUUAGCUUUAACGAUGGCGGCCGUUAUUAUUCGUCUACAGAACCUCCCAAUGUCUGCAAAUACCUCAAGCAUUCGUCGUUUUUUUGGUGGUCUAAAUAUCCCCGAGGGCGGCGUUCACAUAGUUGGCGGAGACGACGGUGAUGCGUUUAUCGCGUUUGCCACGGACGAAGAUGCUCGGAAGGCAAUGCUGCUUGAUCGGCAGACCAUAAAUUCCGCCGUAAUUCGUCUGUUCUUGAGCAGUAAGGCUGAAAUGCAGUCAGUAAUUGAGUCUGCUCGUAAUUCCGUCAUGUUUCCCACUGGUAAUACCCAGGCCCUACAAGUCAGUCAUCUAAGUCGUCCCGAAUUUGCAAAAGUGCCGGAAGCCACUCAGCCUGUCCCAUCCUAUAAUGGUUCUGCACAUUCUUCUGACAAAGUUAUCUCACAUGAUCCCUAUGCCAGUUAUGGGUAUCCGUCUCACCCGGCCAUUCCUAAUUCUUUUCAGUCUACCGCCCACCCAGUUUCUGAUCCCGUCUCGAGUGCAAACAUGCAAUUCGGUAGAAUAAGUCAGCCAUCGGUGGCUACUACGGGUGGCGAACCGCCUCUUGCCGACCGUUUUAAGUUCGACUACGAAUCUCGUCAGUGGUCUCAUAGUAACUCCGAGCGCAUUCCUUCGGGACCGUUUAAGCAAACUCCCUUCUCGGAUACUAGCAACGAUGUCAUCACAGAGUACCAAGUCCGUCCUCCCAAUCAGGAAGUUUCGGCUGUUCCAGCUAGCCGGUCGUCCUCGACCUCGUCCACAUUUCCUGAACAGCGAUCCGACUACGGUUAUGCUUCGUAUCACCACGCGUACGCCGAUAGAAAACCACAGGAAAGUCGUGUCCAUCCUGAAUUUACGAGCCCAGGCAACCGCUUGCCGCCGCAAAAUGACCGCUCAGCUGAGCAACUGGCCUAUCAAAAUCCGCCGUAUACCACUGAUACCCCAGUCGGUGGCUAUGACACUUCCGUCCAAGAUAGAAUGUUGCCGCCUGAUCGUGUAUCGAGGGAUACUCCAGUCCCACGAAAAUCCGAAGAACGUGACUUUUCUGUCCGCCCACCCUGGCUUGGAGAGGAACCCGUGUUCCCAAAGAGGACGCCGCAAUUCGAUGAUUCUGAAAAAAUGGGACAGGCACCUCCUUUCAAGCGAAUGCGCUCCGGACCCAUGUCCCAGGAGUUGGGUUCGGACACCAACUUUGUCUCGAAGGUCUUGCUGCACCCACCUGAUGUUUCAGUAAAAGCCAUCUUUGACAUUUUACAAGGCGUCAGUAUCAUCCCCCGGUGGGGAAUACGUCUAGAGGAAGACGCGUUAAAGCGCUUUACCGGUUAUGUGUACGUAAUGAUGAACGGCCACGACUCCAUGGAACGGGCAUUGAGUUUUAGUGGAACAAAUUACAAGGGUAGACCUGUGAAGGUUGCAGCGUCCUCUCCUGAAGAAUUUUAUCGUGUCACCGAUACGAACUUUGAGCUAAAAUGUCCACCAGACGUACAUAAGAAGAUACCUCCUCGAUCUACCGUAAAGCCGCCUUACUUCGCUGAUGGUUGUAUGGAGAUUUGUGAUUUGCCGCCUGAUACGACUCCAUCAGAAGUUGUCGCUUUUCUUGGCGCUCCUGGGCUUAAGGUCAGUGAUGUAGCAAUUAUUCCUCCAAGUUAUGGUGAGUCGAAGAGUCUUCGUGCGAUCGUUCGCCUCCCUUCUCCUAAAGAUCUCGACAUCCUCUUGAGUGCGAGGCCAAGACCAUUUAGGGGCAAUCAAGGCAGCCCAGUACGUUUACUAGCUAUAUCUCGACUUCAAUACGACUUCUUUGCCUUGAGGUCAGCUCCAAAACCGCCCGAAAGCAGACCUAGCGCCCCUAGAUCCGAACCGAAACAACAACCAGUAACUCCUAGCCAGCCGCCAGCUUCAACUCCGAAAACUUGUGCCCUCAUGUCCGGUUUUUCUAAAGCGAUGAAGCCGUUUGAAGUGUCUCGCCUCUUUCCCAGCGUCAUUAUUCCGGGCGAUGCCAUCCACACGCUGCCUGGAGGUAGAGAUGCCCUUAUCGACUUUAUCAGCGAAAGCAAUUGUAAGAAAGCCAUGUCAGACUACUCGGCCUCGGAGGCAAAGCUUAGGGAAUCACACUCGGAAAUAUCUAUGCAGGCUAUUACGAGGUCGGAAUUUGAGAGCAAGUUGCACGAAGUUCCCGGCUCUGAUACCCCUGUCCAGAGUGAUACCUAUCCCCGCCCUCACCAACCCAGCAAUUCAGAACGGGAAUCCCGCGAAUUUCGCCCCCCUCCCAGAGAUAACAUCCGAUUCCCACCGCACCAGCCUUAUCCAAGCGAUUCGCCAAGAUUUCGACCGCCGUCGCAGUUGAGACCGCCAUUCUUUGAUGAGAAGAAUGGCCCCCCAAAUCGUCCUGAACCCUUCCAGCGUCGACCUGAACCAUUCGGGGGUUCUCGGCCGCCGCGUCCUCCGCACCCAAGUGGUUUGCCCCCUGUUCGGACUGAGUUCCCCAGAGGAGUGCCGUUAUACAUUAGCAAUCUUUCUCCAGGAACAUCUCCUGAAAUGCUUUUAGAUAUUUUCCGCCAAUACUAUCCUCUCCCUGGUUCAAUUAGGCUCCGCCGUGAUGCCCGAGGCCAUCCUAUGGGUGAAGCUAUGGUAGUUCUUCCGUCGAAUUCCGAAGCUGAAAGGGCAGUUCGGGAACUCAGUGGGUACAGAAUAUACGGCAGGAACAUGAUCCUUCGUCACGAGCGCGGCGAAUAG
Messenger RNA from Spirometra erinaceieuropaei, 19361 nucleotides. Lineage: Eukaryota; Metazoa; Platyhelminthes; Cestoda; Diphyllobothriidea; Diphyllobothriidae. The record is from the annotation of a GenBank genome assembly.